This is a messenger RNA of Wasmannia auropunctata (little fire ant), 1575 nucleotides long. RefSeq lists its product as uncharacterized. Bases 1 to 1575 code for a protein of 524 amino acids. The record is from RefSeq and is a predicted model, not a curated record. The transcript has 4 exons. Lineage: Eukaryota; Metazoa; Arthropoda; Insecta; Hymenoptera; Formicidae.
AUGUCGACAUCGGCAAAAUCUAGGGAUAAACACUUCGUUUCCUCCCAGAAUACACUAGGCUCAGCGAUGAUAGCGAUGGCUAAGGGUAUCUCCCUACUCCUAGAACUUCAGGAAGAUGAGACCACGAGUAUGCUUUUAGAAUUUCUGGGAAAUGCGGGGAAAUUGAUGGCGGGCUUACACCAUCAACAUUCAACAAUGAGAAGAGCCUUCAUUCUGUCAGGCGUCGAUGAGAAAUAUAGAGAGCUACUGAAGAAGUCGGAGAUAACGGCGGAUCUUUUCGGCAACGAACUAUUCAAGCGCCUCAAACAUACAAAAUCUCUAGAGAAGCCUGCCAAUGAGAUCAAAAGGCCACUCACAACAGGCUCGAAAAUUGGGAGGCCCUCUAAGGUCCCUGAAAUUCAAGGACCGUCAAAGAAGCUCGUACUGGAACAACACCAGCGCAAAGACGACGAGACCCAGCUAUCGCAGUCAGCAUCACAGACGUUAGAGGUGAGAAAGGUAGCGGGGCGACUAAAGGCGUUUCAGGAGAACUGGGAAGGAAUCACCAAAAGCAGAUUCGUUCUUAACUGUAUCAAAGGCUACACUAUUAGAUUUGAAGCACAACCGGUUCAAUCUUCUGUACCGGAGUCGCCCAUAUUACAAGGAUCUCAAUCCCUCGAGGAUGUCAGGGGAGCAAUUAAGAACCUCUUAAAGCUAGUUGAUGAGAGUUCGUCAAAAUACUUAAGAUUCAUUUUCCAGGGUCAGUGCUUUGAAUUUGUAUGUCUUCCCUUUGGUCUUAAUGUGGCACCGCAUGUCUUCACUAAGAUUUUAAAGCCAGUGGUGAAUCAAUUGCGUAAAAGAGGUUUUACUUCGGUCAUAUAUUUGGAUGAUAUGUUGCUUAUUGGAUCGUCAAAACAGGCAUGCGCGGAAAAUGUAAAGGCUUCGGUUAGCCUGCUAGAAUCCUUAGGCUUUAUUAUAAAUUAUAAAAAGAGUAUUCUAGAACCUAGACGGCGAGUAGAAUUUCUGGGAAUCAUAUAUGAUUCCAAGAAAAUGACAUUAAAAUUACCGGAAGAGAAGAAACAAAAAAUGCUCACUCUCUUGGAGCAAUUUAAGAUAGAUAAAGACAUUUCUCUCAGGCAAUGGUCAAGUUUCAUUGGUUCGAUUAAUGCAUGUUGCCCGGCGGUAGAAUACGGGCGUCUGUACACUAAAGAAUUCGAACGUGUCAGAUAUUUAGGUUUGUUGAGAAAUAAUAAUGAUUUUGAGCCAAAAAUCCGCAUUCCGAAAAGUCUAAAGCCGGAUAUAGACUGGUGGAAAAAGAAUAUUCCAAAAGCCUCGAGCCCUAUUAAAUUCGGCAAUUUUAAACACGAAAUCUUUUCAGACGCGUCCACCACGGGGUGGGGCGCUUUUUGCGAAGGGAAGAAAGCUCGAGGUUUUUGGACAGUAGAAGAGCAAAAAUGGCACAUCAACAGAUUAGAGCUAAAAAUAAUACUACAGCCAUUGCAUAUAUCAAUAAAAUGGGGGGCGUACAACACCCAAAUCUGCACAGGAUUACGAAAGAAAUCUGGCGAUGGUGCGAAUCAAGGAAUAUUUGGAUAA